UAUGACACAUCAGUAAUGUUUUAUCAAAAAACAAGAAUGACAAAAAAAUUGGUUUUGCGUUGUCAGUUUGAUGGUGGUCAAAGAAAGACAUUGGAUGGUUUAACUUCUAGCUCUACUAUUAGACAACUCCAAGAAGCUAUUUAUCAAUUGACGUCUAUUCCACAGUCUAUACAAAAAGUGAUGUGUGGAUAUCCUCCUAAAACAAUCGACUUUACAAACCCAGAUACUUUGCUCGAGUCUUCUAUAAUAAGAUCAGGUGAUGUCUUAAUCGUUGAAAAUCAAAAAGUACUGGAUAACUCAAAAUCUUCAAGUUUGGCAUCAAGUUGUUCAAAAAAACUUGUUAGAAAGGUUGUUCCUGCUGAUAAUUCAUGUCUUUUUGCUAGCUUGAGUUUUGUGCUUUUCAACUCAGAAAUUUAUGCAGAUGAUUUACGAGUUCUAGCAGCUGAGUGCAUUGCAGCUGAUCCAAUAACAUAUAAUGAUGCUUUUCUUGGAAAAUCCAACACUGACUACUGUCUUUGGUUAAAGCAGAAGGAUCACUGGGGAGGAGCAAUAGAGAUUAAUGUUUUGUCUACUCAAAAUGAGAUUGAAAUAAAUGUUGCAGAUAUUCAGUCAGGAAGAUUGGAUGUAUAUGGUGAAAAUAAAAACUACCACAAACGAGUGUUUCUUUUAUAUGAUGGAAUUCAUUAUGAUGCAAUAGGGUUAGAAGAGAAUGGAGUUAUUACAAAAACUGUGUUUCAUACGUCUGAUAUAAACAUACAAAUUGAAGCCCUUGCAUUAGCAGAAGAUGCAAAAAAGAAACGUCAGUACACCGAUCUGGCAGGCUUCACAUUACGUUGUUUAGUUUGCAGCACCCCACUCACUGGUCAAUCUCAAGCACAACAACACGCUAAAAUUACCGGUCACAUGAAUUUCGGAGAAGUUUAAAAAAAAAAGAAAAUUAUUUAUUAAAAUAAUAUUUCCAUUUGUUAUUUUUGUGCUAUUGUAUCUUAGUAAUUUCUGUAAUAUAUUUCACUUAAUCGAA
Molecule: messenger RNA, 1021 nt
Organism: Hydra vulgaris (swiftwater hydra)
Lineage: Eukaryota; Metazoa; Cnidaria; Hydrozoa; Anthoathecata; Hydridae
Product: ubiquitin thioesterase OTU1
Biological process (GO): protein deubiquitination; endoplasmic reticulum unfolded protein response
Cellular component (GO): nucleus; cytosol
Molecular function (GO): cysteine-type deubiquitinase activity
Source: RefSeq, a predicted model, not a curated record